Messenger RNA from Lachancea dasiensis, 1716 nucleotides. Lineage: Eukaryota; Fungi; Ascomycota; Saccharomycetes; Saccharomycetales; Saccharomycetaceae. The record is from the annotation of a GenBank genome assembly.
AUGUUUCACCAUCAGAUCAAAAACCUGUUUAAGAAAAAACAAUCUGUGGGAGCAGGAGACACGCCUAUGGCGCCGCCAUCUGUGAACUUGACUGCAGCAGACGGCAGUGUGACGCCCGUGAUGGACUCGUUGGACGUGGCCAAGGCCAAGGCGGACUGUGUUGAAACAGCCGGAACGCUGAAUCCGUCAGACCUCAGCUCCAGUGACCAAAGUGCCCUCAACGACCGCAGCGCCACGAGAGUGCCUGAGCUGCAAGACGCUGAGAUGGCGGAGCCUACCAGCAAAGUGCCGGUUGCCGCUGGGGACCUAGUUUCUGUCGACGUGGACUUGGAUCUGGACGGCGAGACAGACAGUCUGCAGGGCUCUACCACCGAUGAGGAAGAGCCUGAGGGGCAUUUUUUGGAACAAGCAGAGCUGCCGGAUUUCAAGCUCAUCUCGAAGAUUGGCGAAGGCGCCUUUUCUAAGGUAUACCGAGCUAUCCCGCAAGCAAACUCCUCCAAGGGGUUUCUCCAUAAGACGUUUCGCCAAGUGGCUGUUAAAGUCAUCAACAAGGAGGAUUUACCGUCGAGUAACCGCGAUUCCAAAAGCAAAGCAGCCUCAAAGGAUCAGGUACUCAAGGAGGUCGCCAUCCACCGCACCAUCUCAGCUAGUGAGAACGUGGUGUCAUUUGUGGACUUUCACGAGUCUCGGCACUUUUACUUUAUAAUACAAGAGCUUCUCGCGGGCGGUGAGGUAUUUGGGGAAAUCGUACGCCUCACGUAUUUCAGUGAGGAUCUUACUCGCCACGUUAUUCGCCAGCUGGCUUUGGCUGUCAAGCACAUGCACGCGCUUGGGAUAGUACAUCGGGACAUUAAGCCCGAGAACCUAUUGUUCGAGCCUAUCGAUUACAUUCCUUCCCAGGUGCCUGUGCUGCGCAAGUCUGACGACCCCAAGACCAAAGAGGACGAGGGUGUUUUCAGACCUGGAAUCGGUGGUGGCGGUAUCGGAGCUGUCAAACUCGCUGACUUCGGUUUGUCUAAGCAGAUAUACUCCACAAACACCAAGACCCCCUGCGGGACAGUGGGGUAUACCGCUCCAGAGGUGGUCAAAGAUGAACGUUACUCCAUGCAAGUGGAUAUGUGGGGUAUUGGAUGUGUUCUGUAUACGCUACUCUGCGGGUUUCCUCCUUUUUACGAUGAGAAAAUCGAUGUUUUAACCGAGAAAAUUUCCAGAGGUGAAUUCACCUUUCUAAGACCCUGGUGGGACGAAAUUAGCGAUGGCGCCAAGAAUGCAGUCUGUAAACUGUUAGAAGUGGAUCCAGCCAAGCGUUACAACAUAGACGAAUUUUUGGAUGAUGAGUGGUUGAACCAAUAUGACUGCCUACGCGGCCAACGUAUAAAGAAGCACAGAAACGAGUCUACCGAGAACGUUUACACACUUAACUCCAAAAAGAAGCGUCAUCACCGCGUGCAAGGGUUCAAACGGGACUCUUCUUUAUUAUACUCUCCUGCCGCAGUCGCUCUGCGCGAUGCCUUCGAGGUGACCAAUGCGUUACGGCGUGAUGCUGACGAUAAGAUGCAUGGACCCCACGGAGUAAAUCUUGGGCUAUUACAAGAGGACGAAGAACUGGGCCUAGAGAAUGAUAUGUUCCAGCUUCGUCUAAAUUCCUCCACAAUUAUCAAGAGGCGUAAGAACAAAGAUGAUCCUGUCGAUGUUCCAACAACAGUUACCGAGUAA